AUGAAGCCAGGAGGCUGCAGCCCCACAGCGAUCCCAGAGUCUGAGUCUGCCGAGGUACCCCUAGGAUUGCUGCUGCCCUGGGCCUGCCUGGCCGACGUGUGGCUCUGCGGCCACCUGUGCAAGCAGAAGUCCCAGUGCCCGCACUUCCCGCUGCACGCCAACCGGCCACCCCUCGAGUUUCCCAGCUUCCACAAGGAGACCUGGGUCCUUGCUCUGUUCCAGGACAUCUGGCCCAAUGCCACUGCCCAAGGGGCUAGGGCAGAUACGAGUCCUGGGCAGUGGUGUCUACCGCCUGUGGCUGGGGUCGGGAGCCCUGAGUCUGCUGUGGAAGCUUGGGCACAGAGGCUCCCGAGAUACCUGGGCAUCACCACCGCUCACCCUGAGCCUGCCCAUGCUCAGCGUGCACCGCCGAGGCCACGCAGACUUUCUUCUUCCUGGAGUUCAGCUGAUCGGCACCCACAGAUCCUGGAGAACUUUGGCUUCAGGCGCCCGAUGCCGUGGUGGCCUAAAUCACGAGAUCGUUCUGGCCGCUGUGAUGCAACUCAGAGGCAGUGCAGCCUGAGCCGUCGGGGAUGCUUGGGUGAGAGGAUCGAACAAGCAACUCUCAAGACCCUGGCGAGGCUGGGGGCAGCAGCCUUGUUCCCCAAGGGGUUGGAGCGGGGCAAGGACUAUGUAACCGUGGGAGCUGGGAGUGACUACGAGCCCAUGGAGGACAGCGAGGCGGGCCACUUAUGUGGUAAUGGAGCUCCUGGGACUUCAGCCACUACUAGUGCUGCUCCCUGCCAGCCACUCCAGGACUGGGGGGGCACCAAAUACGUGCCCAUGAACCGCUUUCUGCCAGGGUCCUUUUCCUCGAGCUCUCUGCCCUGUUCCUACAAGUCCAGGGCCGGGGAGCCUGGACUUGGGCUCCGGGCCACCCAUUGUGGUGUCAGGGGCAGCUUGGGACUGGCAGGGGCUCAGCCCUGCUCGCUGCUGCCCUCUGAGCUGGAGGGGGAGUAUAUAUGCAUCAAGUAUAUGGCCCCAGACUACAUAGGAAUAGGCACUGCCAGGCCGCAGCCCCCCAACAGCUGCCUCAACUACGUGGAUCUGGACCUGGUCCCUCCUCUGGAGGCACGUGGUGAUGUCCCGGGGCCGGCACGCACCACUAGGACAGCUAUGUAGGCGUCGAGUUCUAGAACCUUUGGGAGGUGCCAGUUAGGGGACCUCCCGAGCUAGCUGAAGGAUGGACUGGGGGUGGGGGAACAGGUCAAAGUUACAGAAUACCCCCCCCAACACACACACAUACCCAGCCUCCUAACCUCACCACCACCAUGGCAGAGGGGCUCCAAGGCCCAGACACUUCCUUGGUCCUGUGACCUGC
This is a messenger RNA of Galeopterus variegatus (Sunda flying lemur), 1360 nucleotides long. RefSeq lists its product as uncharacterized. The transcript has 3 exons. NCBI's taxonomy places the organism in Eukaryota, Metazoa, Chordata, Mammalia, Dermoptera, Cynocephalidae. The coding region runs from base 1 to 1161 and encodes 386 amino acids. The record is from RefSeq and is a predicted model, not a curated record.